Molecule: messenger RNA, 696 nt
Organism: Fusarium vanettenii 77-13-4
Lineage: Eukaryota; Fungi; Ascomycota; Sordariomycetes; Hypocreales; Nectriaceae
Exons: 2
Biological process (GO): regulation of transcription by RNA polymerase II
Cellular component (GO): nucleus
Molecular function (GO): DNA-binding transcription factor activity, RNA polymerase II-specific; RNA polymerase II transcription regulatory region sequence-specific DNA binding
Source: RefSeq, a predicted model, not a curated record
GCCCGAGAGCAGCACUGCGAGGCAACAGGGCAUGAUGCGCCAGAGUUUGAGUGCGAAGUGUGUGACCGUUACUUUGAUGAUGACGAAGAUCGCAAAGAACACGAGAUCAACAAUCAUCUCUACUGCUCUGAUUGCGAGCGCGAGUUUUCUAACUGGAACAAUAUGCAGCAGCAUCUCAGGUCUUCUCGACAUCGUCCUCGACAUCAUCGUCAUCAUGAUGAUCAACGAGGUGUUGUCUGCCCGUUCUGCAGAGCCAACUACCGAACUGCAUCUGGUGUGACCCAUCACCUUGAGCGCGGUUGCUGUCCGAGAGCACCCCUUGAUCGGGAUCAACUCUACCGGGAAAUCAGACGACGUGACCCAAACGGCUACAUCUCAAACAAGUUUCUCGAAUGGCAUGGUACAACUACCUACGAAGCGACGCAACUCGCCUGGAACCCACGGUACCGGCAGUACGAGUGCUACCUUUGUCACACCUUGUUUCGGCACUUGUCGAGUCUCAACCAACACCUUGAAUCCCCACGGCAUCAACAAAACUUGUACCACUGCCCAAACCGGUCGUGUUUCAAGGAGUUUACGACGUUGGCGGGGCUGAUCAAUCAUUUGGAGAGCGAAAGCUGCAGCUUCAUGCGUUUUGAGGCAGUGCAGAAUGGCAUCCGAGGAUUGGUCUCUUCGAACCGACGGAUUGCGUUCUAG